AUGUUAGCAAAACAAGAUGCUUCCUUCUUCUGUAAACCGCUCCUCCUCUUUCGUUUUUCAGUCCAAAGUCUUCAGCACCAGAAGGUCCUAUCCAAGCCUAUUACUAAUGCUGCAACAAGAAGCGACGGAGCGAGCAGCUCCCUCGUUUACUGCAACACCCAGAUCACGAAGCAUGGAAGAAACGGUCGCGUCGAAGAUGCUGAGUCCGUCUUCCGGUGGAUGCCCUUCAAGAGUACCGUUUCUUGGACCGCCAUGCUCACCGCGUAUGCGGACAACGGGCGGAUUCGGGAAGCCCGGCAAGUGUUCGACGAAAUGCCCGACAGGAAUACCGCUUCGUAUAAUGCGAUGAUCACUGCCUACGUCCGCAACAAUUGGAAUGUCAAUAAAGCUUAUGAGUUGUUCGCUGAGAUUCCUGACCGCAAUGCGGUCUCUUACGGUGCCAUGAUCACGGGGUUUGUUCGGGCAGGGAAGGUAGACAAAGCGAAAGAACUUUACCUUUCGAUGCCGGUCAAGUGGCGAGAUCCUGUGUGCUCGAAUGCAUUGAUAAGUGGGUAUUUGAAGUCGGGGGCACUCGAAGAGGCGGUUUGGGUUUUUGAGGGUAUGGCACAGAGAGAUGUCGUUUCCUGGAGCUCUAUGCUGGACGGAUAUUGCAAGAACGUUGGCGUUGGUGCUGCCAGAGAGCUGUUCGAUAAGAUGCCGGAGCGAAAUGUUGUAUCCUGGACUGCUAUGAUUAAUGGGUAUAUGAAGAUGGGGCAUUUUGAAUGUGGUUUUGAUCUUUUUCUGGACAUGAGAAAGGAAGGAACAGUAAGGGUGAAUUCUACGACACUUACUGUUAUGUUUGAAGCUUGUGGCGACUUUGGGAGGUCCCAGGAAGGAAUUCAGAUCCAUGGAUUGGUGUAUCAACUUGGACUUGAAUUUGAUUUAUUUAUAAGAAAUUCCAUUAUCAAAAUGUAUUCUAGUUUUGGCUUUGUAGAUGAUGCUAUUAAGAUUUUUGAUUCAAUGGACGAAAGGAACGAAGUCACAUGGAAUAGUUUAAUCUCUGCUUAUGUCCAGAAUGAUAGUAUUGGAGAAGCCUAUCGUCUAUUUGCAAAGAUGCCUGGGAAGGAUGCAGUCUCUUGGACAACUAUUAUUUCAGGAUUUUUUGGAAACGGAAUGAUUGAUGAAUCGAUUAAGCUAUUUGAAAUGAUGCCUUUAAAAGAUGACAUUGCCUGGACGGCCAUGAUAUCUGGUUUUGUGAAGAAUGGCGAAUUUGAGGAGGCAUUCCAUUGGUACAUUCAAAUGCUUCAGAAAGCAAUCAAGCCUAAUCCUCUUACCUUAAGCAGUGUGCUAAGUGCUUCUGCUGCUUCGGCAACACUGAACCAUGGUGUACAGAUUCAUGCUCAUGUUGUGAAGAUGGACCUGGAGCAUGUUCUUUCUACGCAGAACUCAUUAAUAUCGAUGUACUCAAAGUGUGGAAGCGUUCUCGAUGCCUACAGAAUAUUCACAGAAACAACUGACCCUAACAUAAUAUCUUACAAUUCUAUCAUCACUGGGCUUGCGCAAAAUGGAUUUGGUACAGAAGCUCUCAGAUUAUUUAAAAAGAUGCAGAAUGCAAGUCAGGAGCCUAAUGGAGUUACAUUUCUUGCCAUUCUCUCUGCAUGCACUCAUGUAGGGCUUGUUGAAGAAGGAUGGAACUAUUUUAAAUCCAUGAAGUCAUUAUAUGGGAUAGAACCGGGGCCCGAUCAUUAUGCUUGCAUGGUUGACCUCCUUGGCCGAGCUGGAUUGCUGGAUGAAGCUAUUUGUUUGAUUAGUUCGAUGCCUCUUGAGCCCCACCCUGGUGUUUGGGGAGCCCUUCUUAGUGCAAGUAAGAUGCACUCACGGGUUGAUCUUGCAGAGCUUGCAGCUCAAAAGCUGAUCAAGUUGCAGCCCGAUAAUGCAACAUCUUACGUUGUUUUGUCCAACCUUUAUUAUUCCUCUGGGAAGCAUGACUUUUCUGACCUUGUUAGAAUGGCCCAGAAAUCUAAAAGAGUGAGAAAGAGUCCAGGAUGCAGUUGGAUUAUGAUGAAGGGCAGUGUCCAUUUGUUCCUCGCGGGAGACAACUCCCAUGCAGAUAUCGGAGAUAUAGAAGCUACUCUAUGCACUAUCUCAAAGGAAAUACAACUUUUAGAAUCUCAGUUGUAAUGGCUCCUCAAUCCUCUCAUCUAAUCUAAUGAUAAAUGUAUUCAAUUGUCAUUGAUAAUGGGGUCGCAAGUCAUCCAGGAUA
Syzygium oleosum is the source of this 2242-nucleotide messenger RNA. RefSeq names its product pentatricopeptide repeat-containing protein At1g53600, mitochondrial. The transcript has a single exon. The record is from RefSeq and is a predicted model, not a curated record. Gene Ontology annotation, biological process: RNA modification. The coding region runs from base 1 to 2160 and encodes 719 amino acids. NCBI's taxonomy places the organism in Eukaryota, Viridiplantae, Streptophyta, Magnoliopsida, Myrtales, Myrtaceae. Gene Ontology annotation, molecular function: RNA binding; protein binding.